Molecule: messenger RNA, 1131 nt
Organism: Ipomoea triloba (trilobed morning glory)
Lineage: Eukaryota; Viridiplantae; Streptophyta; Magnoliopsida; Solanales; Convolvulaceae
Exons: 1
Coding region: 60-728 (222 amino acids)
Source: RefSeq, a predicted model, not a curated record
UUCAACCUUUAAUUUUCUUCUCUACUCACUCUCUCUCAUCGAUUUCACUUUAGGGGUUUAUGGCCAUGAGUGAAACCAUGCCACCGGGGGGUCCGACUGAUUGGGCGCAGUUCUAUCAGCAUAACUUGGCCCACGCGCCGCCGCCGCAGCAGCAGCAGCAGACGGACUUCUUUGGCGGCGGAAGGGUGUCGGAAUCCACGGUGGUUACCACCACCGUGACUUCCCCCACGGCGCCGCCCUCGCUCGGCCAGCUGAGCCCCGAGGGGCGCGUGUCGAAGCCGGCGCGCCGCCGGACCAGGGCGUCCCGGAGGACGCCCACGACGGUUCUCAACACCGACACCUCCAACUUCCGGGCCAUGGUGCAGCAGUUCACCGGCGGCCCGGCCCUGGCCCAGCAGGCCCAGUACCCGAUCCCCAGCGGCUCGAACCUCAACUUCGGGUUCGGGCUUUCCAGUAAUCUCGCUCACCAUCAACACCUCGUGAACCCGACUCCGGCCCGAACUACCGGCGGCUACCAGCUCCAGUUUCAGCCGCCGCCCGGCGCCGGCGCCGGCAACUACAUGCUCGCCUCCUCGAACCAGCAAAGAGACGGCGGCGGAUUUCUCCGCCGCCCCACCGGCGCUAUGGGCCUCGGAAUCUCAACCUCCGACGACCAUUCAUUCCCGCUCCACACUCACAGAGGAUCUUCCUCCUCCUCCGGGAAUGAAACCAACAACUACAUGUUUUAACAAAACAUUAAAACCUCGAUCUUGAAAACCAAUCAAAGGUCGUCGUCGUCAUCAUUGACAAAAAACAUGUGCAGGCUAGACGGUGCUGACUUUUCAAAAGCACGCCGCGCCGCCGUUGGAAUCAUUAAAAAAAAAAAAAAAAACCCUCCCUAUUGUAAAUGGACGACAAAGUUUACUAUGUUUUCCGACGUAUAUGUCGGCGGCUAGACUACGUUCAACUUUUUUUUUUUUUUUUUUACUACUUGUGCCCCAUGUUUGUUCCUUCCUUUAUUCUUUAGCCUCCCUUUUUAUGCCUCUAUGGCAUUCCCUUAAUUUACGUUGUUAAAGUUAACUAAUUACCAUAAUCAGUGUUAUGCUCUCACUUUCUUCUGCAUUGUAUUUUCAAAACAUAGUGUUUUGUAAA